AUCUUAUUGAUUGGUUGUGCGGCUCAGUAAAGGUUUCUUUCUACAUGCAAAAUUGCAGUUUACUAAAAAAAAGUUUCCUAGUAACCGAUGAUGAAAGAAACCACUACCACCCAACAGAAAAGAAAAAUGAAAGAGAGGAACGAUCUGAACGAAGAGCAGAAAAGGGUACUACAAGAAAUGAAUGUAAAGAUUGAGAAGGUUGUUUCUCAAGGGAUUCACAAACUAAUCAAGGGCAUCAAAGAAGAAGAAAUAAAUAAAGUCAAAGAGGAGAUGGAUAGAAAGAUGGACGAGAUGAGAAAGAAGUUGGAGGAUUACCGUUUGGAGAUUGAAGAUUUAGAGAACGUCAACAAAGCCCUUGUUCUUAAAGAACGUCAAUCCAAUGAUGAGCUACAGGAAGCUCGGAAAGAACUGAAAAGAGGUUUUAGUGAUUUAUCGGAUGGUGUUGAAUCUACAACAUCCACUAUUGGAAUUAAGAGAAUGGGAGAAAUUGAUAUGAAGCCAUUCCUUGAUUUAUCAUGCAAGCGGAGAUUGAGGAGUGGAAAAGUUGAAGACCAAGUGACGCUCUGCUCUGAAUGGCAGAGACUUGUAAAAGAUCCAGAGUGGAACCCAUUCAAACGAGUGGGUAGUGGAGAGAACAUGAAGGAAGUGGUCGACGAAGACGAUGACAGACUUAAAAAACUGGGAGAAGAGUGGGGAGAAGAGGUGAAGAAAGCGGUUAAGACAGCACUUGAGGAGUUGAACGAGUAUAACGCAACUGGCCGGUACCCAGUUCCAAUACUGUGGAAUUUUGAACAAGACAGGCAAGCAAAACUGAAAGAGGGGAUUGCUCACAUGACUGAUGAGAUCAAAACACUCAAAAAAAAGCUUGCAUGAGUGUUUGAGUUUGUGCUUUUGGAAUCUUAGUUAAUUAAACUCUCCACCUCUUUUGUCUAGUCUCGGUGCUUCUCGUUUUGUGUCUAGAAACUUGGCUAUCUAAACCCACGGAGGGUUGUUUUCUAACUCUGGUACGUAUUCUUAUUAAGAAGUUAUGUCUAAAAAACUAUGUGAUCUAAACCCCCAUUCAGGUGGGUUCUUUUAAAAUUAUGGUGUAUUCAUAUCAAUAUCCUUUUUA
Camelina sativa (false flax) is the source of this 1111-nucleotide messenger RNA. RefSeq names its product factor of DNA methylation 1. Gene Ontology annotation, biological process: gene silencing by siRNA-directed DNA methylation. The record is from RefSeq and is a predicted model, not a curated record. Lineage: Eukaryota; Viridiplantae; Streptophyta; Magnoliopsida; Brassicales; Brassicaceae.